Molecule: messenger RNA, 1299 nt
Organism: Moesziomyces aphidis
Lineage: Eukaryota; Fungi; Basidiomycota; Ustilaginomycetes; Ustilaginales; Ustilaginaceae
Source: the annotation of a GenBank genome assembly
AUGGAGCUAUCCUGGCGUCUCAGGUGCCAGCUUGGCGCUCUCCUCACCAUCCUCUUUAUCUCUGCUAUUCCUGCUUCACCUACUGGUGGCGGAGGAUGGGAUAUUGGCGAAAUCGUUGGUCACGGCGCUAGAGAUGGCGGACUUUGGGGGCAAAAUCCUGCUGCAUGGCUGAAUCGUGAUCUCGCUGCCAGCUCGAGCGGGAGUCAUGGAGGUCGGAGUGAAGACCCUGGGUAUCAUGCCUCACACAAUUCCCGAAUGCAGAGCACUAGCUUCGAAAGCCCCCGUCAAUCGCCCAUCUGGUCAGAACCAAGGCUGGAUGCUACCGAACAGCGGUCCCCGAUCUUGCACGGGCAGGGCGCUGCUCCAGUUCAACCUGCAGCAGCACCGAUCGUCACUUCAGAAAGUGAGACCGGUUCUACGAGCCUUUUGAACGCACCGGCCUCCUCGCAGCCUCUUGUCACGAAGCCUCACCGGAUCCCAAGCAACCCAAGGGCACCGCUUGCUUACGCAUGGUUCGGAGAGGAUGUUGGCCGCUCGAUGAUAGAGAACGGUCUAUACAAGCUCGACAGGGCAAACACCAUAUUCCGGGACGAUGUAGGGGAGUGGGAGAAGUGGCUGGCCAAUAUGCGAAGGGCGACUGGACGUCCAUCCCUGAGGAUCUCCCCUGUUGACGUUUCGGAUUCGGCGAAAGACCAGGUCUUUGUAGCCGAAGACCUGGACACCGUUGACCAUCCUCCUCUGACUGAGUCAGAACGUGUACUGAGGUGGUCCGGGAGACUCCUUCUAAAGAAAGUACCUCCCGGCAAAGUGGAACAUAACCUGGAAAAGGCCAAAGCAAGAGACAGGGUAUACGUCUACCUGAACAGUCGCAGAAACAUGGACUACAUCAAUCGCGAAUACUUCCUGGGCCAUGCUCGACCCCUGCCCAUUCAUAUUGAUGGUCUCACCCGUAACAGCCUCAACAAGAUCUACGCCUUUCGAAACACCCACGUUCUUUUUCCUCCACGCACUCAACACGGAUUACCGCUCCUCGUUGUCCGUCACAUCGGCUCCGAAUACACGUUGGAGCACAUUCACAGCAUCACCGGGAUCAAGCAAAAGAUGCACCUCAUGUCGCUCUGGUCUCCGCUCCUUUUUGACGGUCAGAGGUACACCACAUUUCUAUAUGGAGUCGUCGGCUUUGACUCGAGGCAUGCCCCAGAAGUACUGGCGCACUUGGACACAAUGACCAAAGCCAGCGACCCGAGUUCUUAUGCCUCUUUGUACGUAUUAGAAGAAGCGGCACACAUGUUUCAGUGA